AUGCAGCGUACGCGACGUCCUGCGGGAAUCGCCGGACUUCUUGUGAUCGUGGCCGUCACAAUCAAGGGAGCUGGCUGUGGUUUCUCGAGUUUAUCGGGUCCAGCUGCUGGUUUCGGGCACGAAAGGGCACGGUGGCCACCGUGCAGGGCAGGAAUUCCUUGCCGUUCCUCCAUCUCCGAGGUCACAGCCUCCUGGUCCGAAGCAGAGCGCAAGGCUUUAGAACUCCUGGAGGAGAAGCAGCCCGCCUGGCGCCGGAGCUACUUAGGGCCCAAGACGGAGGAGGACGUGCAGGAGACCUUCCGGGCGAUUGCUUCCGCUGCCGGCGGCGAGGAGCAGGGCCUCAACGCCAUUGAGCGGAAUCUGGCGUUGAUGGUGUUUUUGCCCAAGCAGAUCGCUGCCUCUUCAGAGGCUUUGUCGGCAGAGUUGGGCCCAGAUGUUGCCUUGGAUGUCAUUCGAAAGAAUCCGGGAGUUUUGACUGUGCCUCCGGCGAGUAUCAAAGAAAACGUUGGGGCAAUUGUCCCUAUAGCCAAUGUGGUCGGCUUCUUUGCGGACAAUCCCCUUUUUGCUCAAGGACUCUUUGCUGUCCUCGGUUUGGCCGUCACCUACGCGGUGGUGGUGGCCUCCUGGCUCGAGAGACCCUCAAGGAGCCCGCCAUUUCUGUGCUCCCUUGCUGGGUAG
Molecule: messenger RNA, 678 nt
Organism: Symbiodinium natans
Lineage: Eukaryota; Dinophyceae; Suessiales; Symbiodiniaceae
Source: the annotation of a GenBank genome assembly